AUGGAUCCCGGGUGCGGAUCCCGGGUGCGGAUCCCGGGUGCGGAUCCCGGGUGCGGAUCCCGGGUGCGGAUCCCGGGUGCGGAUCCCGGGUGCGGAUCCCGGGUGCGGAUCCCGGGUGCGGAUCCCGGGUGCGGAUCCCGGGUGCGGAUCCCGGGUGCGGAUCCCGGGUGCGGAUCCCGGGUGCGGAUCCCGGGUGCGGAUCCCGGUGUGUGGCUGGAUCCCGGGUGCGGAUCCCAGUGUGUGGGUGGAUCCUGGGGGCGGAUCCCGGGGGCAGAUCCCUGGGAUGUGGGUGGAUCCCGGGUGUGGAUCCUGGUGUGUGGAUCCCGGGUGUGUGGAUGGAUCCCGGGUGCGGAUCCCAGUGUGUGGAUGGAUCCUGGGUGCGGAUCCCGGGUGCAGAUCCCUGGGAUGUGGACGGAUCCUGGCUGCGGAUCCCGGUGUGUGGAUGGAUCCCGGGUGCAGAUCCCGGUGUGUGGAUGGAUCCCGGGUGCAGAUCCCGGUGUGUGGAUGGAUCCCGGUUGCGGAUCCCGGGUGUGGAUCCCAGUGUGUGGAUGGAUCCCAGGCGCAGAUCCCGGUGUGUGGGUGGAUCCCGGGUGCAGAUUCCGGGUCCAGAUCCCAGUGUGUGGAUGGAUCCUGGGUGCGGAUCCCGGCCGCGGAUCCCGGCUGCGGAUCCCGGUGUGUGGCCGGAUCCCGGGGAGCUUUGGGGAGAAGACCUACGAGUGGAGCUCGGAGGAGGAGGAGUCCGUGAGGAAGGCAGGGCCGGUGCAGGUCCUCAUCGUCAAGGACGACCACUCCUUCGAGCUGGACGAGGUCGCGGUGCUGCUCAUGGACACGCAGGGGACCUUCGACAGCCAGUCCACCCUGCGCGACUCGGCCACCGUGUUCGCCCUCAGCACCAUGAUCAGCUCGAUACAGGUCUAUAACUUGUCGCAGAACGUGCAGGAAGACGACCUGCAGCACCUCCAGCUCUUCACCGAGUACGGCCGGCUGGCCAUGGAGGAGACGAGCCUGAAACCCUUCCAGUCCCUCAUAUUCCUCGUGCGCGACUGGAGCUUCCCCUACGAGUUCUCCUACGGCUCGGACGGCGGCGCCCGCUUCCUGGAGAAGCGGCUCAAGGUGGAGAUCGACGACGAGUUCAUCAAGAACCUCAAGGUUUUGAUUCCCUGGCUGCUCCGGCCCGAGAGCCUGGACGUCAAGGAGAUCAACGGGAACCACAUCACGUGCCGAGGCCUCGUGGAGUACUUCAAGGCCUACAUCAAGAUCUACCAGGGCGAGGAGCUGCCGCACCCCAAGUCCAUGCUGCAGGUACGGGGGGCCCGGCCGGGCGGCGACGCCAGCAGCUACCUGCAGCAGCUGGAGGCCGAGAUCGACGAGCUCUACAUCCAGUACAUCAAGCACAACGACAGCAAGAACAUCUUCCACGCCGCCCGCACGCCUGCCACCCUCUUCGUGGUCAUCUUCAUCACCUACGUGAUCGCCGGCGUGACGGGCUUCGUCGGCCUGGACAUCAUAGCCAGCCUGUGCAACAUGAUCAUGGGCUUGACGCUGAUCACCCUGUGCACCUGGGCCUAUAUCAGAUACUCUGGGGAGUACAGAGAGCUGGGCGCAGUCAUAGACCAAGUGGCCGCCGCGUUGUGGGACCAGGGAAGCACAAACGAGGUAAGUGACACGUGUGUCCCCCGGCAUGUGACACCCCUGCGCUCCCUUGGGAGCCUCUAA
Molecule: messenger RNA, 1716 nt
Organism: Tinamus guttatus (white-throated tinamou)
Lineage: Eukaryota; Metazoa; Chordata; Aves; Tinamiformes; Tinamidae
Source: RefSeq, a predicted model, not a curated record